AUGCGAAGUGAGGAACACGAGAUAACUUCAAGUUCUGCAAAUGGAACACCGAUUGCAACGCUGAACGGAGGUGAAAUGAAUUAUCAUGUGUCUCCGGCCAGACAGGCAGCUUAUGAGGCUCUACGGCGGGAAUUGGAACAAGCAAUGCGGAAUCGAGCUACCCUGCGAAACAAGCAUAUUCCAAAAUAUUUUCGCUCACGAGAAGGAGUGCAGUUUCUCAUCCAACAAGGAACACCAACAGCAAUGAAUGUGGUUAACGAGCUUACCUGUCUCCAAGCACUGGAUGUCACCAAUGCAAUUCUUUCAGAAGACAACGGUGCUAAUGCCUCUCCGAUACUGGGCGACGUAUCACGUACUGAGAAAGAAACAAUGUCCAAAGACAGUUCAUUAUCCGACUCAAAACCACCCAAGACUAUCUCGGAAAAGAUUUGUGUUGAACGGAAACUGAAUGUGGCUACUCAUUCGACCCAGAGACGGACGUUACGUGAAAGCAUGUUGAGGAAGCACAAAGCGUUUUUAUAUUACGAUGAGAAUGUAAAGUUAGGCGAGAAACCGCACGUACCACUAGAUGCUAUUGCCCUGGCCAAACACCGUCGAAUUCGUGUUCCAGGUUACUUAUACGCCUGUCGCAGAGAACACUACAAAAUGACGACCGAUUCUUGUGAGGGACUGACCACGAUAAAACCGAACGAGAAACAGGCACGAGUGGAAGACCCGGUUCGUCGACGUCAGUUGUUCACCAGUUUAAUCGGUGGACCAGAAGCCGGUCAGUUAGCUUUGAGGCUUACGCGAGGACUUCGGCUGAGACCAUGUCGUGUCGACUGCGGUUAUCUGAGACCCGGUAGCGUUCGCCAGUUUAUCGUUCGACUGAUCAACUGGGGUCCGGAAACUGCUUGGUUUCGUGUUCGAUCUCCACCGACCCCAGAAAGUGGAAUUCAAGUAUUUUAUAAACCGGGUCCUGUUCCAGCAGGCUUAUCCCGGGCCAUACGCGUCCAAGUACAGGCGGUGCAGCCGGAGAAGGAACAAAGUACACUUGAUCACGAGAAGCAUUCGGUGACUUUGCGAAUAGAGUCACCAGUAGAAGGUGCUGGCAGUGAAUGUGAAGACAUGAAAACUGUUUUCUUCGGCCGUACCAUUACACUGGAGACGGAUACUCAUAUAAUUCGUUUACCAAUAACGGGUCGAAUAAUACAAAACUAA
This is a messenger RNA of Echinostoma caproni, 1200 nucleotides long. NCBI's taxonomy places the organism in Eukaryota, Metazoa, Platyhelminthes, Trematoda, Plagiorchiida, Echinostomatidae. The record is from the annotation of a GenBank genome assembly.